This is a messenger RNA of Fonsecaea erecta, 525 nucleotides long. RefSeq lists its product as hypothetical. The record is from RefSeq and is a predicted model, not a curated record. The coding region runs from base 1 to 525 and encodes 174 amino acids. Lineage: Eukaryota; Fungi; Ascomycota; Eurotiomycetes; Chaetothyriales; Herpotrichiellaceae. The transcript is spliced from 3 exons.
AUGGAGACGCCGACAGUGCCCAUCAACUUUGUCCCCGCAAAGGCGGGCGAGACGUUCAAGGUUGGCACCAUCACCAUCCGAAUCAUGGAGGAUGGCUCGAGAACCGGUUCGUUGUCUCUGUUUGCCACGGUUCUUGCGUUUGCGAGCGACCUGACCUUGCUCACUUGUCGGCAGAUACACGACGAAAGCUUCCUCGUCACGCAGGGCACGCUGCGGUUCCACGCACUCAACGGGCAGACGGUCGACGCCAAGCUGGGCGACUACGUGACGGUGCCGCCGCGGUCGCCGCACACGUUCAGCAAUCCCUACGACCAAGAGGCCAAGUUCUUCAACACGUACACGCCGGCCUUCUACAUCAACUACUUCCGCCUGCUGGCCACCAUGAACGAGCAGGGCCAGCCCAUGAAUCCCGAGGCGAAUCGGAAAGCCAUGGGCUAUUUCGCCACCAUUGGCGUCGCCGACGACGAGAUGCAAAUGGACAAACAGCAGUUCUACGGCGAUGCGGAUCCGACCGCGAAGAAGUGA